AUGAAGUCCGCAAGCAACGAGCGCGCUGAAAACCUCACCUCCGCCCGCGACGACUGGGACGGGAAGGCCACCGGCAGACAGGAGGAGGAUGAGGAGGAGCCGUCUGCUUCACGUGCGGCGGCCAGGCGGAGGAGACGGCGGAGACGCCACAGAGUGAGAAGCGGCAGAGAAGCGCGUCUGCCGGGCGUGAGCAAACAGAGACAAGCGGCCAACGCGCGGGAGCGGGACAGGACGCACAGCGUAAACACUGCCUUCACCGCGCUGCGCACGCUCAUCCCCACCGAGCCCGCCGACAGGAAGCUCUCCAAAGUGGAGACGCUGCGUCUGGCUUGCAGCUACAUCUCACACCUGGCCAACGUCUUGCUGCUGGGGGAGGAGAGCCGCGACGGGCAGCCUUGCGUCCGCCACCGUGCUGUCGUUCACAGCUCGGCGCAGCCGCUGCGGCCGAUCUGCACCUUCUGCCUGAGCAAUCAGAGGAAACAACUCAGGGACGGCGGGAAGCGGCCGACUCAAGUGUGAGGCUUCGGACGCAGGCGGAUUCAUCACCAAUGUUUGUUUACAUUUGUACAUACUGAAAUAUAUUUAUUUUUAGUUUAGAGGUAACAGAGAAUCAGCACUGCAAAGCACUUUCUGUUCACAUUGGUGUGCCAACCAACCUGUGUUUUGGUUGAGAUGCAACCUGAUCUCGUGUGUAAGGUUGCACUAUUCUGGUCACACUAAUUGCACAAACACCCCCCCAAACACACACCCAAACAGCAGCUCCCCAGUGCGUCACAUGACCACGAUCAAGUAUUUUGCACAACCCACUUUUGUUUUUCCAAUGCACACACAAAUGUAAACCACCCAGGAAAUGUUGCACUACCUCAAACGUGUUUACCUCCACAUCAAACGUGUAACAUAACUGCUUCUUUACUUUUGCACAUUACUAAUAAAUAUUUUUGUACCAUGACCGAGU
This is a messenger RNA of Dunckerocampus dactyliophorus (ringed pipefish), 955 nucleotides long. Its product is annotated as transcription factor 15. Lineage: Eukaryota; Metazoa; Chordata; Actinopteri; Syngnathiformes; Syngnathidae. The transcript is spliced from 2 exons. Gene Ontology annotation, molecular function: RNA polymerase II transcription regulatory region sequence-specific DNA binding; protein dimerization activity; DNA-binding transcription factor activity, RNA polymerase II-specific. The coding region runs from base 1 to 519 and encodes 172 amino acids. The record is from RefSeq and is a predicted model, not a curated record. Gene Ontology annotation, biological process: regulation of transcription by RNA polymerase II; developmental process.